Messenger RNA from Diorhabda sublineata, 956 nucleotides. RefSeq lists its product as uncharacterized. Bases 179 to 925 code for a protein of 248 amino acids. The record is from RefSeq and is a predicted model, not a curated record. The transcript is spliced from 5 exons. NCBI's taxonomy places the organism in Eukaryota, Metazoa, Arthropoda, Insecta, Coleoptera, Chrysomelidae.
AUAUUUAAUGUGAAUAAUUUGAAUAUUACAUUUAUGCAUCGACCUUCAAAUUUUUUCAGCGGUUAUCGUCACUUUUUGUCUUAAUGGCUUUUAAAUUAAAUGUCUUUACGAUUUAUAUUUCGACUAAGGAGACGCAUCUGGGUAUUUAGAAUGAAAAUACCGGUCAGGGAAGGUAACAAUGUGGUUUAGUUCGUUGUUAGUUCUUUUUGUAAUUCACUGUGAUGGUUAUUCUUUACCUGAAUAUUUACCUCGAUGUAAUAGAUACGAUAAAAACUUGAAUGAUUGCCUACUCACUGCCACUGAAACUAUGAAACCUUAUUUAAGGAAAGGUAUACCCGAACUAAAAAUACCCCCUUUCGAACCUUUCAUAAUACCAGAAAUAAAUUUGGAACAAGGAACUUCAGCUUUAAAUUUUAAAGCGACGUUGAUAAAUACAGAAAUAUAUGGACUCACAGAUUAUACAUUCACCAGAUUUGAUUUUGACGUCCCGAAUCUACAAUUUUUCUGCGAUUGUAACAUAAAUUGUCUAACUUUGAAAGGCAAUUAUACUGUUUCUGGUAAAAUUUUCGUAGCACCUAUUCUUGGAUCUGGUACUUUCACAGCCUCUGUUGAGAACUGUAACGCUUCCGUUUAUCAAAAAGUAAAAAUAGAAAAACUUAGAAACGAUCAAGACUUCAUAGUCCCCACCCUUACUAACAGCAGCAUAAAUGUCAGUGGACCUAAAGCAAACUUACAAGGACUCUUUAAUGGCAACAAACAAUUAAGUGAAAUCACAAAUAAAAUCAUUAACGACAACAUAAACGAACUAUUCCAAGAUUUGAAACCCGUUUUAGAAAAGAUUAUGACAGAAAUUUUAGAAGAUAUGCUUUUAAAAGCCAUCGAAGGACAAGUACCAUUUGAUGAAUUAUAUCCACCUCUACCCUGAUCAUAUCAUAAAAAAUAAACUUAAAAUUUUA